AGUAGCAUGGCUCCCCUUUAGUUCACACGUCGCGGGGUUGUCUCCAAAUAAAUAGCUUUAAAAUAAAUAAAACAUUAAAUUAAUUGACUGAUAGAAUUAGAUUAAAUUAUUAUAAGUAUUUUUAUUUAGUGUACCUUAGUUAAUGUAGUAUAUUUCGUGUUUUUUUUUUAAUUUAUUUUAAAAACAGUUAAAUUUAAAAAGUGAAUCAAAAUGGCCGAAAACGAAGUAAAGGUUGUAGACGAAGUAAAGUCUUCAGAAAAAGUGACAUUUGACGAAGCUCUUAAUCAGUCAGGAUUCGGGUUAUACAGCUACAUAAUGACAUGCCUCACCGGGAUAGCAGUCAUUGCCUACGUCAGUAUAGCUUACGCCAGCACUAUCAUAGUGCCGACCAGCGCCUGUGAGCUGGAGACCACUAUCAGUCAGCAGGGAUUGUUGGCUUCUGGACCUACUGUCGGAUCAAUGAUUGGCGGUUUGAUAUGGGGCUACUUGGCCGACACUCGCGGCAGACGCAAGAUGAUGUUGGUGGGGCUGUUCAGUGGCACCAUAUUCAACCUCAUCGCCAGCAUCUCUGUCAACUGGGUCAUGUUGCUGAUCAUCCAGUUCAUCGGUUCCGCUUGCGGUUCUGGUUUCUACGCUAUGUCGAUGUCACUUUUAAGUGAAAGUGUUCCUGUGGCCAAGCGAAACCUGGUCGUCUUAGUAGUCUCCAGUAUUUUCAUGCUCUCUCAGGGUCUUAUAUCAGGAUUGGCGAUACCUAUAAUUCCGAUGCCCUUCUCCCACUACCUCCCCGCUCUGGGCAUCUACUGGAACUCCUGGCGGCUGCUGAUAGUGAUCUACUCCAUACCCAGCAUCGUCUCCUUCAUCUGGAUGUUCUUCAUGCAGGAGAGCCCUAAGUUCGUGUACCAAGUCAACAGAGACCCUGAAAGAGCACUCGAAAUCAUCAGGAAAAUUCAUAGGGUCAAUCAUUUGUUUUCGAAGGAGGAAUUCACGGUGACCGGAAUCGUAGAUCCAGAAGUAAAUGAGGUACCUGAAGAAAAGAGUUCAAUGAAGGACCAGAUAGUGCCACUCUUCCAAACCCCUCUUCUAAAAUACACCAUCAUCGUGAUUGCCCUCCAAUCAUUCAGACAAGUUGCAGCGUUCUUCGUGUGGCUGCCGACUAUCUUGAACCAGUUCGUGCUCAUCGUGGAAACUGGCGAGGGAACUGAUCUCACCAUGUGCAACAUUAUUGACAUGGAGACUCCCGUUGUUGAGGAUUCAGUCCCCUGUGCCCUGGACGAAACAUCUCUGCUAAUAGUGUUGGCUUUCACAGCGCUCACAUUUAUCGUCAACGUCUUCCUCACCACGAUCAUUCACAAAGUGGGUCGCCGCAACAUGGUGAUCAUAAUGACAGCCUUGAGUGGAAUAUGCGGUAUCCUGGUGAAUCUGAUCCCCAAUGCGGUCGCCAGUCUCAUAAUGUUCGCCAUCUUCUUGACCGGAAUUGUCGUCGUUGGCUUCUAUACUGCCAUUACCGUGGCUGUAUUCCCUACUCAUCUUCGUGCGUUAGCCAUCGCCCUGCCCAUGACAUUUGGACGUCUCGCGACCUUCGCUUCUAUACAAAUUCUGAAUCUGAUGUUGGCAACUAGCUGUGAUGCUGGCUUCUACCUCUUUGCUACUCUUUUCGGAUCUUCAGCGAUUGUCGCGUCUUUCCUGCCCGAUGACCGUAAAGCACAGCCAAUCGUGCUAGAAAAGAAAGAAGAAAGUGCUGAAAAUCCCGAUGACACACAAAAAGCUUCAAAACUAUAAAGCUUUAAAGAUAUGAUAAAUUCUUGUUAAAAAUGCAAAAUGUAUAAAUUACCUCUUGUAUGUCGCUAACUGUAAAACAACUGAAAAUGAAAUGUGUCUGCGCUCCGACAUACAACGGGUUCUAUAAAUAGAUGGUCUCUUAGAUUUAAGCUUAAUUUAUUUAUUAUGUCGACUCUGUAUUAUUUAUUUGUAUAGACUAAGUAUUAAAAUAUACCUAAGUUAUUUGUUCACAUAAA
This is a messenger RNA of Helicoverpa armigera (cotton bollworm), 2015 nucleotides long. Its product is annotated as putative transporter SVOPL. Gene Ontology annotation, molecular function: transmembrane transporter activity. The coding region runs from base 211 to 1779 and encodes 522 amino acids. The transcript is spliced from 11 exons. Gene Ontology annotation, biological process: transmembrane transport. Gene Ontology annotation, cellular component: membrane. NCBI's taxonomy places the organism in Eukaryota, Metazoa, Arthropoda, Insecta, Lepidoptera, Noctuidae. The record is from RefSeq and is a predicted model, not a curated record.